AUGGAUAACCCUGUUGCCGCGAAUGUCCUCGGAACCGCCGGAGCUGUUUGCUGGUCUAUCCAACUUAUUCCCCAGAUAUGGAUAAACUACCGCCGCCACCAUACCACAGGCCUCCAACCUUCCAUGAUGCUUCUAUGGGCAUUUGCAGGGGUUCCACUUGGCAUCUACAACGUCGUAAGCGGUUUUAACAUUGCACUACAAAUCCAGCCUCAGAUUCUCACGUUCCUGAGUUUGGUUACAUGGGCGCAAUGUCAUUACUACUCCUCAAAGUGGGAUUUGAAAAAAUGCCUAGGUGUAACUUCGGCUAUUGGAAUAACCCUUGGCGGCCUUGAAACAGGGUUGAUAUUCGCGCUUCGUAUCCCUAAACGUAAUGGACUUCAAUGGCCCUUAACACUCAUGGCGGUUCUCUCGGCUGUUUUUCUUUCCUUGGGGGUUCUAAGACAUUACUGGGAUAUCUAUACCCAUAAAACUGUUAGGGGAAUCAGUUUCUUGUUUGUGUUUAUUGAUGCGCUUGGAGACUUGACGAGUCUGGUGUCAAUAUUCUUCGAAAGACACCUGGACGUACUGGGCAUGGUUAUAUAUGGAAGCGAAUUGAUAUUAUGGAUUGGGGUUAUGGCUUGUGGCGGGUGGUUCAACCUGAAACCGUGGGUCGAAAGGUGGCUCAGAAAGAAGAGGGAGGAAGAUUCGCAGAUGGCUAUGGGAAGUGAUGAAGUUCAAAGACAUAAUGCUAUUACAGAACAUAAUAUGCCGUCAUCAACAUCAGUUUUCCGGACCCCGAGCUCAGAAGACAACGUUGUUGUCCGGAGAGGAGCCAGGACUAGCGAAAUCGAGAUUUCAGUCGAUGAAAAACUCGACUUCUUUCUCGCCUAA
This is a messenger RNA of Orbilia oligospora ATCC 24927, 870 nucleotides long. RefSeq lists its product as uncharacterized. The coding region runs from base 1 to 870 and encodes 289 amino acids. The transcript has 3 exons. The record is from RefSeq and is a predicted model, not a curated record. Lineage: Eukaryota; Fungi; Ascomycota; Orbiliomycetes; Orbiliales; Orbiliaceae.